Gavia stellata (red-throated loon) is the source of this 2849-nucleotide messenger RNA. It is a transcript of the gene C16H5orf24, whose product is annotated as chromosome 16 C5orf24 homolog. The coding region runs from base 54 to 521 and encodes 155 amino acids. Lineage: Eukaryota; Metazoa; Chordata; Aves; Gaviiformes; Gaviidae. The transcript is spliced from 3 exons. The record is from RefSeq and is a predicted model, not a curated record.
CCCGCCAGCCCGUCCGCCCGCCGCCCUGCAGGCCGCCCCGAUCCCCUCAGAAAAUGAUGCACCCUGUUGCCAGCGGCAAUACAGCUUUCUGUGGGACCGGCAAGAGUUCUUGCCUUAACGAAGACAAUGUGAGAUCUGCCGAUCAGUUUGACUUGUAUGCCACGCAGCAAAGUAAAUACAGCCACGCAGUCAGCCACAAACCGAUUGCAUGCCAGAGACAAGAUGCGUUGAACGAAUCGCACUUGCAGACCACAAGCGGCAGGAAUAUAGAGACAAAAGACGAACUCAAGAAAAAGAAAAGCCUCAACCGAUCUGGUAAACGUGGAAGGCCAUCAGGGACCACAAAAUCAGCAGGGUACCGAACCAGCACAGGUCGACCCCUGGGGACCACCAAAGCAGCGGGAUUUAAGACAAGUCCAGGCAGACCCUUGGGUACAACUAAAGCAGCAGGAUACAAAGUCAGCCCAGGCAGACCUCCAGGAAAAAAGCAGCAAGCCUUCAGGUGUUCCAGUGAUGCCUAACACAUAUUGAGCUGGACUUUAUGCUGUACUUUACAAUAGGUGUGUUGAAUUGUUUUGGGGGAACUGUGUAUGCACUGGCAACUAAGACAAUGAACCUCAACUAUACUGGAUGGCUCCUUAGUCGAUAGACGAACUAACGGCAGCUAAACUGCUACUAAGUUUCUUCAUGCUGAAGCUAUGAAAUCCAGUUAUACGUUCUGUUCCUCAACGAACUCGCAAGUCUGAAAUUUAGCAAUCUUUCUCAGAACGAUGUGACUUCUGACACAUGCGAAAUGCUAACGUGAGUUAAUUCACCCUCAGGAUCUGUGUUGUAUUGGCUGUUUUUAAUCAGAUGAUUUUUCAACAAAAGACUGCUUUAAGUCCUUUCCUGAACUCAGCUGGGAAAGCAGUCCUCUUCAGCUGAAUGUAAUAACCGCCAGAGUGUCACGCCUCGCUGGCAAGGAAUGCGUUGCAUGUCACCGCUGUACCUUGGAGAAACUCCACUUCUUACCUCCUCCUGUUCAUCCUGUUUGCUCCCGUUCCGUUUCUCACUUGUGCAUCCACGCAGUGGUGCUGUGCCGUGUGUCAGGAGACGAUGCAGAUGUACUGCUAUUCUGCUAGUAUAAUGAAUUUUGUAUUCAAGUAUGCUGAUGAAAUAAUGAAAUCAUCUAAGCCAUUUCUGUUCAUUACAGUGUUGUUUAAUUAUAUCAGAUGGAAUAUAGUCCCGGUAAAAAGCAAUUAACGUUGUCAAUUGUGAAAUGAUGAGCAUAAAGUAGAAAAGCGUUCAGAGAGUCUCAAAGAGUCUAUAAUGGGCUGCAUGGCACCCUAGAAGUGCACUGCUGGGCAUUUCCUAAUCCUGGUAUAUUUUAUAUCUAACUAUAGUUUACUGGUGCCGUGCAGUGAGGGGAAAGUUAAGAGAUUCAAAGUGAACUAGAAAUGGAAUUUUCAAAUACUUCUGCUUUUCCUAUGUAUAAUCUGCAGAAUACAUUGUGCUUUUUUCAACACUUUUCUUUCCAUGAGAAACACUGAAACAGCAUGUUAAUGCCUAAACUUUAUUAGUACCAAUGGGAAAACUGGCCUUUUCCCCCCAUAGUAUGAAAACAUUACUUGUAAGGUAAAUUGCUUAUUUUAUAUAUCAUAAUUCAGCUAUUCAUAAGCUAGGAUCACUGUUGUGUGUUAACACUGUUCAGAAGAUCUACAUGUCAAGUUUGUUUUUUAAUAAUUUCUUUUAAUUACCAAGUUUCUAACGUCUUAUUUAUACAUAAAUGAAAUGUAUUAGCUUGCUAUUAUUCCUUAAUGAUGCUAUACAAGUUCACUGUUUAAUAUACAUAUAGUAACUACUAUUGAGUUUGUGAUUAAAUUUACUUAAACUUUAAAACCAAAUAAUUUUGCUACUAUAAAGUCUUGCACUGGACAUAUUCAAGACGCUUGCACCAUAUUUUGGCAGAAAAAAAACAGAUACCAUCAGAAGUGGCUGACUUCGAUAUCAAAGAUAGUAUUUUUAAAAUCAGCAGUUAGCUUUGUCAUUAGAGCAAUGUUCUUUAUAUCUCGGAUUUAGUUUAAACUAAUCAAAAUAACUACGUAUCAAGAGCCAUUAAAGAUCUCUGUUCUGAAUGAAUAUAUUUUCACUUUGUCUGAAAGAUCUUAGAGUUCAGUCAGGACAAAACCAGGCCUUGUCAGUGAAAAGUGAUGUGUCUGUGAAAAGAAUUACUUGGAACUACAAUACACAGAGUAAUUCUGAUGAGAAUUUAACUCCCUCCCCCAUUUUUGAAGAGCUUUAAAAGGCAGAGCAAUGUGAAGUCAUUUGUCCGAUGGUUUCAUUAGCUGUGACUCUGCUAUUCUUUGUUGUAUGUAUAAUAAUGUUUCACGCUAUCCUUAGAGUUGACAGUUAAAACAGUUGAUAACAAUCAUAAAUACUUUGAACUGCAGACUUCACUUCUGACCACAAAAGAAGUUUAUUCUUCUCUAUUUUAAUGCGUAUAUUUUAACACUGCUUAAAUAUAUUUAUGACUUUACUGUAGAGACUAGACCUUUCUCCUUGUGAUUUUUUUUUUUUUUUCAAAUAGAAAAACCUGUAUUCCGAAAUUUGAACCACUUUCUGAUACUUUAAUCUUUCAUCAUUUGCUUUUCCACAGGUUUACUUUGGGGGAAACAGUAAUCUGUUAAAUAACUAGUAUCGGCACCCCGUCCUCUGCUGUAAAAAGCCUGAUUAGAUACUGUGUAUGUUUUUAUGUCCAUGAACUUGAGCUACUCGUGUGCAAUUAUGUGUAUGGGAAUGGAGUAGUGUUCAUGAUCUGUAUUUACAUCAUCAUAUGGAUGUAUAUUUAUUAAUAAAGUUAAUACUUUAAA